CCUGUUCGCUUGGCGUCUAUGACAUCAUUCAUCAAAUAUAACGAACAUUCCUUGUUGUUGAAUGUUCCUUGAAUUUGUCAUCUAAAGGAACUCCUAUUUCAAUUUUAAGCUUCUUUAAAGAAAAUGAAUGCUUUUCUUGGUUGUGUUACUCGAUGGAUGUUGGCCACGUUUUGGCUUUUUGGAGCACUGCAGCAAUCUGAAUCAGCGAUCGUGUGUCAAGACAAACCUGACGAUCCUAAAAUCGUGGUGCUAGGAGUCAACAGCAAUGCAGUGUCUCUCAACUGGAAAACUUGCGGCGCUAAUGCUGGCGAAACUAUUACCGACUUUGCUUUCUUCAGACAGAGACCUGGUAGUCUUGCAAGAGAACAAAUAGCAUCACGUCGCGCCACUGAAGGAGGCUUUACUAUGAUAGCGCCCUUCCAAGAUAAGAAAAAGUAUGACGCCCAUUUCAAAUUAACUGAUGUGCAGACUGUGCAAUACAAUGGUGUUUUCAAGAAGUCGAGAACUGAGUGA
Messenger RNA from Orbicella faveolata, 513 nucleotides. RefSeq lists its product as uncharacterized. The record is from RefSeq and is a predicted model, not a curated record. Lineage: Eukaryota; Metazoa; Cnidaria; Anthozoa; Scleractinia; Merulinidae.